Limanda limanda (common dab) is the source of this 2768-nucleotide messenger RNA. RefSeq names its product nemo-like kinase, type 1 (gene nlk1). The transcript has 12 exons. Gene Ontology annotation, biological process: intracellular signal transduction; protein phosphorylation. Bases 338 to 1738 code for a protein of 466 amino acids. The record is from RefSeq and is a predicted model, not a curated record. Gene Ontology annotation, molecular function: ATP binding; MAP kinase activity. Lineage: Eukaryota; Metazoa; Chordata; Actinopteri; Pleuronectiformes; Pleuronectidae. Gene Ontology annotation, cellular component: nucleus; cytoplasm.
UGCAGGAAGAGCUUCCUCAAAUCCUUCUCCUGGAUUAACGCUGAGCUCCGAGCCGCCGGUGGACGGACCGUCGGUCGAGUCUGUGCCCGCCGGUCUGUGACGCUGCUGCGCCGGGUUAUCGACGGGAUGGCCAGCUAGCUGCUAGCUACCGACCCGGUUAGCUCACGGAGCCGGAGGCAGGAGCUCAUCUCGGGCUGUUUCCCUGCAGAACCGUCGCUGAUCGACCCGCUCUCGGAUGGAACCGGGUGAUGCGGACUGAAGGGCCGUGUUUCCUCCGAGCUUAGCCGCGCAGCAGCAGCUUGGUGCCGCCGGGCGAAGCGGAGUGUUCCGGGGGAGGAUGGCGUUCCACGGCGCCGGCCGCCAGGACCUGUUCCCGGGCUCCGAGCUGGGCCACAAGUACUUCUGCGUGAACUCGUCCUGCGGAGCCCCGGGCUCCACGGGCCUCAGCGGCCCCUCGGCCCCGGCCGGGACCCCCAGGCACCCCACGGCCCUGGGGGGCAGCGCCGGCGGAGGAGCGGCGGUGCCUCAGCCCUACAGCAACCCGGCCAGCGAGGUGCCCAGCCCGGCAGAGAUGGAGCCCGACCGACCCAUCGGAUAUGGAGCCUUCGGUGUCGUGUGGUCGGUGACUGAUCCACGUGACGGGCGCAAAGUGGCUCUGAAGAAGAUGCCCAACGUCUUCCAGAACCUGGUCUCCUGUAAGAGGGUCUUCAGGGAGCUGCGCAUGCUGUGCUUCUUCAAACACGACAACGUUCUGUCCGCUCUGGAUAUUCUGCAGCCUCCGCAGAUCGACUGCUUCGAGGAAAUCUACGUGAUCACAGAGCUGAUGCAGAGCGACCUCCACAAAGUCAUCGUGUCUCCUCAGCCUCUCACCACCGACCACAUCAAGGUCUUCCUCUACCAGAUCCUCCGAGGUUUGAAGUAUCUGCACUCGGCUGGGAUCCUGCACAGGGACAUCAAACCUGGCAACCUGCUGGUCAACAGCAACUGUCUGCUCAAGAUCUGUGACUUCGGGUUAGCCCGCGUGGAGGAGCCCGACCCGUCCCGUCACAUGACGCAGGAGGUGGUGACUCAGUACUACCGAGCGCCCGAGGUGCUGAUGGGCUGCCGGCACUACGGCUCGGCCAUCGACGUCUGGUCGGUCGGAUGCAUCUUCGCCGAGCUGCUGGGCCGACGCAUCCUCUUCCAGGCCCAGAGCCCGAUCCAGCAGCUGGACCUGAUCACCGACCUGCUGGGCACCCCCCCCCUGUCGGCCCUGGCCUCAGCCUGUGAAGGAGCCAGAGCCCACAUCCUGAGGGGGCCGCACAAACCGCCGUCGCUCUCCGUGCUCUACAUGCUGUCGGACGGCGCCACGCACGAGGCCGUGCACCUGCUCUGCCGCAUGCUGGUCUUUGAUCCGGCUAAAAGGAUUUCCGGCAGCGACGCCCUCUCGCACCCGUACCUGGACGAAGGGCGUCUGCGUUACCACACCUGCAUGUGUCAGUGCUGCUACUCGGUUCCCAGCGGACGAGUCUACACACGAGACUUUGAGCCGGUCGCCGAGCGGCCGUUCAGCCACAGCUACGAGAACAGUCUGCUGUCCGUGUGGCAGGGGAAAGAGUUAAUCCACCGCUUCAUCACGGAGCACCAGCAGGGCAAACGUGUGCCGCUGUGCAUCAACCCUCAGAGCGCCGCCUUCAAGACCUUCAUCAGGUCGACGGCGUGGCACUCGUCCAAGGUGUCCAGGAAGGAGGAGAGAUGAGCGCCGCUCUUCUUCGGCUUCGGAGGCGGCGCCGGCAGUUUGAGAAAAGAUUCCAUUCCCCCCCCCGCCCCUCUUUAAAACAAAUAUUUGUUAAUCUGCCGAGAUGUGGAGGAGAAAACGGCCGAACCACCUCCUGAAAAUCCUCCAUAAUGUUUUCCCUGAAUUUGAAAACGAGUGUUGAACUCACCGUGUUUCCGGUGCUGGAGAAGAAAAAUGGAUUUUUUUAAAAAGUGCUGCUGGAAAGUUCCGGAGGAAGAAGAAAGAGGAAGAGAACUGAACCUCGGUACCGCUCGUUAAGGAAUAAUUAUUUGAAUUGUUUGGUAGAAUUGUUGCUUAGUUGAUCUUUUGUUUUUUAGUUUUUUUUGAAGUCAUUCCAGCGCCGUGCAGGUCAGUGUAAAGACCACGCAGGAAGCCGACUCAUGGGGAGGACACUGCACCUGAACACAUCACUCACUGUGUGUCGUUCCCCCCCCCCCCGGCGCCGGCGUGCACGCGCACAGCGGCAACGAUGCAACUUAACGGAUGUAGCAGGUUCCAACCACAGCUCCAGAUUCUUCUCAUCGUUUUCCUCACGGCGACUUUUGGUCCUGAAUCAGUGUUUUUAUUAGACACAUUCAGCAGAGAGAGAUAAGAGUGUGUUGGUGUCUCUCACACAAACACACAAACACACAGACACACACACACACACACACGCACGUGUAGGAAACAGGAAUUCAUUCCACAGUUUUUUAACAAGCAAGCUUUUAUUUCGCAAUUUGUGUUUUAAUUCUCUCAAACUGUGUUUUGCCAAAAACGUCAAAUGUUUGGCUUUAUUUUCUUCUGGUCAUGGAUGAUGGAAUCACGUGACCUCCCCCCCACGUGUCACGUUUCCUGCUGACCACCAGCGGAGAGGAGGAGGAAGUGACAGCGGCGAUGAUUUAUCUUUUUGUGUAAAUUUCUUAAUUUAUUGCGUGUCUGUUGAAGAGUGUGAGUCUCCACCCGGUCGCCCUGGGUUACCUCAAACUCUGGAGGACCACAAACUGAAGGCUGA